UCUGAAGACACACGGGCAGAGGCAAGCGGGCUGGUACAGCGCGGACGGACUGGAGUGCAUUCGGGAGGCGAGCAGAUGACGCUGGACCAUGAGUGAAAGUGGAGCCUUACGCACUGAACCGCAGCGAUAAGACAGCGCGCCGCAAAAUGAAGACACCUAUGCGCCAUGGGGUAGCCGUGCUUCUCGUGCUUCUCCUGUGCGCCAGCUUGUUCCUCGUGUACAACGGCAGCUUCAACGGCGCUUCCAGAGACGCCAACGACACGCGCAUCAGGCAGCAUGAACAGCUGCGGCGGCCCACCGAAGCCUCCGUCGGGGUCGCCAAGCCUCACCCCCCGGUCCUCCAGGGAUACAACAGCAUCAUCGACCAUAAGCCUCUCAGGAUGCACUGCCACACCUGCGCCCUGGUGACUAGCUCAGGUCACCUCAUUGGAGGCGGUCGGGGUGAAGAGAUCGACCGGGCCGAGUGCGUGAUCCGCAUGAACGACGCUCCCACCGCCAGAGGUUACGCCCGUGACGUCGGUCGCCGCACCUCCCUGCGUGUCAUAGCACACUCCAGCAUGCAGCGGGUCUUGCGGAGUCGCAACGAACUGCUCAACGCCAGCCAGGACACAGUUUUUAUCUUCUGGGGCCCCAGCAACUACAUGAGGCAUGAUGGGAAGGGCCUAGUGUACAACAACCUGAGGCUCAUGAAAGAGGUGCUGCCCAAGCUCAAAGUCUACAUGAUCUCCUGGCAGAAGAUGCUCCAGUUUGAUGAACUCUUCAAGAAGGAGACCGGCAAGGACAGGAAAAUAUCGAAGACCUGGCUGAGCACCGGCUGGUUCACUAUGACCAUCGCCCUGGAGCUGUGCGAUAGGAUCAAUGUCUAUGGCAUGGUGGCGCCUGACUUCUGCAGGGAGCCUCAGAACCACUCUGUCCCCUAUCACUACUAUGAGCCACGUGGCCCAGAUGAGUGCGCUAUGUACAUUUCUCACGAGCGUGGGCGACGGGGCAGUCAUCACCGCUUUAUAACAGAGAAGCGCGUCUUCGCCAACUGGGCACGGACAUUUGACAUCCAUUUCUACCAGCCGGACUGGAGCCCCCCGCCUCUCCCAGCCAACCGGACGCUUGAGGGGACAGUCACUGCAGCUCCGCUGAAGACGUGACUUUUGUGGGGUUAAAGAAAAUACUUUAGAAAUUUGUGUAAGGACUGUAAAGAUUUGCAUUCAGGGGUUGCGGCACCCUUGAAACAACGAAUAAAACAUGAAGGAAAAUUAGUCAUUACAGAUGAAAACAGAUGCAGCUCCAGCAGUGUUUUGUUUACUGUGGUGAACCAAUUCAAACUUGAACAACCCUCACUGAAAGCCUUGUAAAGUGAGGUAAUACAAGAAGGCAACAUCAUUACACACUCUGCUCAUGAUGCAUGCAUGCAAUGUCUUACUGUGGACUCUCUAGCUCGUCGUGCAUAUGUGUGUGUGUAUGCAUAUGUUUACUAGAGGGAUCACAGGGGAUAUAAACUUGAGUCUGGUCUAUCGACAAAGUCACUGUUGAAUCAAGGAUCUGUGCAGGAUUCACUGCCGGAUUCGUGGAAAGAAAAAUACCAUUAGAAUGUUUUGAAAUCUUGCUACUGGAGGCAGUGCAAGGUGAAUACAAAUAAUGGUGUAGCUCGAGUUAAAUUUGGCUAUUUGAAAGUGCGAACAAUCACUGUUCAGGUGUGAUAUUCCUCUGCAUUUUUCAAAGAUUGGGGAGGUCAAGUUGAAUGAGAUUUGUUAGACCUCCCAUGUCACACAACAAAGGCUCAGACACCUUCAAAGCAUUUUUAUAAAUCACUUCCCUGACUUUCAUUUAGGCUGCCUUUCAGAUGUGUGCAUUAUGAGCUCACCUUAACUCAAACGUCUCGAUGUCGCACAGUCUGGCUGAAUGACAAGCGUGUACUGGUUUUAUCCUGUGCGUAUGUGUGUGUGUGCACCUCCUCUGGUCCCAGAUGUAUGUAUCAUAAGGCUUUGUUGGCUCCUGUCACCAGUUAAUAAUGAGAUCAUAUAGCUACCAGCUGGGUGUAAAUGCACAACCAUGUCACACAAGACAGGUAGGAGAUUAGGAUCGAGGGCAGGGAUGCAGCAGCAGCUAUCCAUCCGACUGUGUAUCUGCUGCCAGGUCUGAAAGCCCAAAUCAACAAGCAGGAGAAUUACACCGUUUCAAUGAAUGCUGGGUUUUCUUCUUACUUUUUUUUUUUUUUAAAUUAAACUGGUGAGUAUGUAAUAUGUCUCUCUCUUGUUCUCAUUUACAUACAUAUACACUCUACUCUUGUUUAAUACAAUAUAUAGUACGUGUAGACUCCCGCUCGUGAUUUUCUUUCCCUCCUUUCUUGAUCCAUGAAUAAGAAUCUGGAGUCGAUCAGGAUAAAGCGAUGAGAUGUGGGGUUAUCUUAAUGAUACAUCCUGGUGCAAAGUCCCUAUUGAUUUUACUCUCAUCUCUGUAAUGUGAGUAAUGAGAGCAGAGAUGCCGUGGGUCAGAUACAUGGGUGCUUGCACCAUGAGGGCAUGUUUCACAGUACAUUUCCUCGGCGGAGACAAAGACACAACUGCUUCUCAUACAUCAUGAACAGCUGCUGCAGUGUCUGCGGUAUGCUGCCAGGCUGAGAGUGCUUCUAACUUUGUACUGCAGCGAGAAUCUGGAUUUUUUUUUCUUUUCCCGAGAGAUGUGCACUCAUCCAUCAAUGACA
Molecule: messenger RNA, 2698 nt
Organism: Oreochromis aureus
Lineage: Eukaryota; Metazoa; Chordata; Actinopteri; Cichliformes; Cichlidae
Gene: st6galnac5a
Product: ST6 (alpha-N-acetyl-neuraminyl-2,3-beta-galactosyl-1,3)-N-acetylgalactosaminide alpha-2,6-sialyltransferase 5a
Exons: 5
Coding region: 147-1142 (331 amino acids)
Biological process (GO): ganglioside biosynthetic process; oligosaccharide metabolic process
Molecular function (GO): alpha-N-acetylgalactosaminide alpha-2,6-sialyltransferase activity
Source: RefSeq, a predicted model, not a curated record